Molecule: messenger RNA, 369 nt
Organism: Emiliania huxleyi CCMP1516
Lineage: Eukaryota; Haptophyta; Isochrysidales; Noelaerhabdaceae
Exons: 4
Coding region: 1-369 (122 amino acids)
Source: RefSeq, a predicted model, not a curated record
AUGCUUGGAGGCACGAACUCGACGUGGCUUUCGCCGGGCAAGCACCCGGUCUCUGCGCUGUUUGAGUUUGCGCAGGCCGUUGGGGCGCGAGGCGACGGCGGCGGCGCCCGACGCGAAGUUGGCGCGGGCCGGGGCGGCGCACGCCCUGCUGCGCAUGCUGUGUCCCCGGCCGCUUCCGCCUGCUGCGUGCGGCGCGAGCUCUCUAUGCGCGGACGCGCCGCGCUAAACGCGCCGGCGCGGCCGAUCAUCUGCGGCGGACCGGGCGCGAUCGUGGCCGCCACCGCCGUCGCCGCCGCAGCGAGCGUGCUUUCUCCUCGGGCGACACCGGCCCCGCCGGAGGAGCUGGAGGACGGAGAGCUUCCGGAGUGA